Messenger RNA from Aspergillus terreus NIH2624, 1509 nucleotides. Its product is annotated as mitochondrial 37S ribosomal protein mS29. Gene Ontology annotation, molecular function: structural constituent of ribosome. The transcript is spliced from 2 exons. The record is from RefSeq and is a predicted model, not a curated record. The coding region runs from base 1 to 1509 and encodes 502 amino acids. Gene Ontology annotation, cellular component: mitochondrial small ribosomal subunit. Lineage: Eukaryota; Fungi; Ascomycota; Eurotiomycetes; Eurotiales; Aspergillaceae.
AUGGUCUCUUCCUUCUGUUGGGGCUGCCUUACACGGCUUCGUUCGACGCCUCGAGCCAUUCUACCUCCGUCGGUGACGGCCCCCCGAGCCACGGCAUCUUUCCACACGUCAACGGUCCGCUAUGCGCUGCCAACAAAGAAGAAGACCAGCCUGGAGGGCCCGCCCAAGUACCGUCAGGCCAAGUCCGCCAAGAUGAAGAAGAAGAAGCCCAUCGACAGGCCGCGUCCUCCUCCCGUCGGAGAGCGCAAAACGCUGCGCAAGCGUAUCGUGCUCAGCAACCCCAAUGCUCUGGAGGUUGAGGGCAUGCAGGACCUCUCGGCGGAAACAAUGGUCGACGCGCGUCUGCGCGGCUCGGUCCUCGGCCUUCCUAUCCCCAUGAUCGCCCAGUUGCGCGCCGUUCAGGCUUUCAAGCCCAAGCAGGGUUGGUCGAUAUUCCGCCGGCCCGGAACGGUGGUCCGACGGGAGACUCUGGAACUGGGCCGGCUGAUCGAUAGAAUCUCGUCUGAGGGUGAGGACAAGGGUAAGGCGGUUAAGAAGAUCAUCACCGGUGGAAGAGCCACUGGCAAGACAGUCCAUUUGCUGCAGGCGAUGGCUAUGGCUUUCACCAAGAAAUGGGUUGUCUUCACCGUUCCCGAACCCCAGGACUUGGUCAUUGCGCAUACCGGCUAUGCUCCGCUCUCCGACGAAAACCCGCAUCUCUAUGUUCAGAAUGAAGCGACCGCUGCCUUGCUUUCUCGCACCGUCACGGCCAACGAGGAGGUCUUGAAGAGUCUCCAUGUGUCUCAACAGCACCCCGCCCUCAAGUCUUCCGUUAAGCCCGGCAUGACCCUUGAGAGCCUUGCCAGACUUGGUAUCCAGGACCCCGCCGUUGCGUGGAACGUCUUCCAGGCGCUGUGGACUGAGCUUACCGCUACUGCGCCCGCGUCUGGAUUUGAGAAGAACUUCAAGGCCCGUCCGCCCAUGCUUGUGACAGUGGAUGGCCUGGCCCACUGGAUGCAGAACACUGAAUACAAGAGCGCCGAGUUCGAGCCUGUUCACGCCCACGACCUUGUGUUUGUGAGGCACUUCCUUUCGCUGCUCAAGCCUGGCACUGGCAAGUCCACGCUCCCCAACGGUGGUCUCCUGCUUUACUCUACCUCGGCCUCCAACAACCCCACCAUCUACAGCUUCGAGGUCGCCCUCAAGCAGGUCGCGGCCCGCCAGGCCGGUGUGAAGCCUUCCGCUCCGGAGUUCCCCAAGGCGGACCCCUACAGCCGUGCUGACCAGCGGGUUAUCGAUGCAUUCGACUCUCCCAAGUCGUCCGUCGCGAAGGAGGGCUCUCUGGAGCUCCAGACCCUCGGUGGUCUUACCCGCGAAGAGGCUCGCGGCUUCCUGGAGUAUUUUGCCCGCAGUGGCCUUCUUCAGGAGAACAUUAAUGAUGAGUGGGUUGGGGAGAAGUGGAGUUUGGCCGGCGGUGGUGUGAUCGGCGAGCUUGAGAAGCUGGGUAGACGGCUCAGAGUGGCAGCUUAG